Messenger RNA from Podarcis muralis (Common wall lizard), 1932 nucleotides. NCBI's taxonomy places the organism in Eukaryota, Metazoa, Chordata, Lepidosauria, Squamata, Lacertidae. The record is from RefSeq and is a predicted model, not a curated record.
CUCCUGAGGUUUUCCUAAGUUGGGAGGCUUCUGCCUCAAACUCCAAUGCCUUGAGGCAUGGCUAGUUUGGCCAAGGAAGACAGCAAAUACCUGAUUUUGUUGAUAUUACUGAGGGUGACAAGCAAUUUAAGUAUUGAUCUCUCGGCUUUUCAUACAACUUUACAGGAUAACGUAAUAGUGUGUGGUGUUUUGAUGGAACUGACAGCUGGGUUUCAAGCAUGUUUUCAUUCUCUGUCCCUCUGUGUGUCUCUGUGCCUCUAUAUCCAAAUCCAUGAUGUACGCUCUGUUUUGCCGGGAAAUAAGGUUGCAUGGCUUCUCAUUUUUCUUGCUUGUGUAUUAGCCUUUCCUCUCCUGCCUUCUUGCAGAAAGGCUGCCUUAAUCCCCACCUUAAUGGCCCCAUUACACACUCGUUAGCCUCCCAGGGAGAGCAAACCCAGCCUUUGCCCACUGAAUAAACUUUGGCAGCUGGCUUCCCUUCUCCUUCCUGCCAAGCCAGGUCCAUCUGGAAAGGGAUGUCAAAGGGAGAGAAUCCACAACCCUCCCCAGAAAAGGCUUGUGUGUUCCUUCGCACCUUGUUAGCGCCGCAAUUAGCCCUUCCUGAGUGGCCCAUUAGCAGGGGGACCUAAUCCAUGGACCUCAUUGUUGGGCCAAGAGAUGGGCAGCAGCCUGGGUUAUAAGUGCAGCCUUGUAGGGGAGCCAAAUGGAAGGAGAAGUUAGAGGGAGAGAAAUCAGCCAUGUUCCAUCCCCAGCAACUGCUUUUACUUCUCCUGGCAUGGAUGCCCGCCUUCCCUGGCAGACCCUCCUCUCAUCUGGAGGCAGGGGCCUCCGAGGGCACAAGAGCCCAGGCCCUCAAGAGGCUGCUGGAGGUCUUCGGCAUUGGGGACCCCCCUCAAUCUCCCCAGCACAUCAUCCGGCCUCCCCAGUACAUGGUGGACCUCUACAACACGGUGGCCGAUGACGAUGGAGUCACCAAGGACCCGGACAUCUUGGAAGGCAAUACAGUGCGCAGCUUUUUGGACAGAACUCACGGUGACCAGAUGCGAUUCCUCUUCAUCCUGUCCAGCGUGGCAAAGAACGAGAGGGUCCUCACAGCCGAACUGCACCUCUUCAAGCUGCGGGCGAGGGCCACAGACGGACCUCUUCCCAGAAGGCAGCACUUCUGCCAGGUGAGCAUUUAUCAGGUCCUUGACAAAGACAGCAUGGAUACCCCUGAAGGCAAGAAGCUGCUGUCUGCUAAACUCCUUGCCCUGCAGGGAACCGGCUGGGAGGUCUUCGCCAUCACGCAAGCGGUCCGCUCCUGGAUGGACGAGGAGAGCAGUAACCAGGGGUUGUUGGUCACUGUGCGGUCUCUCGGUGGGGCACCCCUAGACGAUGGAGCCGUGCAGUUCGCGUCGGGCAGAGAUCACCACGAGAGCAAAAGGCCCAUGCUGGUGUUGUUCACCGACGACGGGCGUCGGGGGGCCCUAGUGGCUGGGGAUACCCAGCCAGAUGGGCGGGAAUUGCCGCAUCAGAACGUGGCCCUUCCUGGACACCUGGCAGGCUCCAAAUCCAACGGCACGCGGACCCCUCGCUCAGUGGACAACCAGCUGCCUUGCCAGAGGCUCCCACUUUCUGUGGACUUUGAGGAAAUCGGGUGGUCCGGCUGGAUCAUCUCCCCCCGGGGGUACAACGCCUACCAUUGCAAAGGUUCCUGCCCCUUCCCGCUGGGGGAGAACAUGAGGCCCACGAACCACGCCACCGUCCUCUCCAUCAUCAACGCCCUGAAGCUGAGCCAGGAAGUCAGUGGCCCCUGUUGCGUGCCGGACAAGCUGUUCUCCAUCAACCUGUUAUAUUUUGACGACGACGAAAACGUGGUGCUUAAGCAGUACGAUGACAUGGUGGCAGGGAGCUGCGGCUGCCACUGAGCCACACGCCUCCGUCAUGUGGGAAUGU